Molecule: messenger RNA, 2607 nt
Organism: Loa loa (African eye worm)
Lineage: Eukaryota; Metazoa; Nematoda; Chromadorea; Rhabditida; Onchocercidae
Exons: 10
Coding region: 1-2565 (854 amino acids)
Biological process (GO): GPI anchor biosynthetic process
Cellular component (GO): endoplasmic reticulum membrane
Molecular function (GO): mannose-ethanolamine phosphotransferase activity
Source: RefSeq, a predicted model, not a curated record
AUGUCUCUUUUUCGUCAAGAUUGUAGUCACAAAUUAUCAUAUUAUAUAAAUUUAUCAAAUGAAAAUUUCCAGGCUCAUUUGAUCAAUAUUGCAUUUAUUGGUAUUUCGUUCUUCAUAUCAUUACUACUAUUCCAACAUGGUUUCUUACUUAAACGAGUUGAGCUCACAUCACGCAGUUCAUGUUCGGAUGUUGCUUCACGUGAUGCCUGUUGGUUUCCAGCUCAGUACCAACGAGCUGUUAUUAUUCUAAUUGAUGCUUUACGAUAUGAUUUUGUUGCACCAUUUCAACGACAGCUUGACAGUAACAACAAAGCAUAUUCCGGUCACUUCUCGACCAUUACUCGUUUACUCAAUGAUCAUAACGAAUCAGCAGUUUUGAUGCACUUCCGUGCUGAUGCUCCAACUACUACGAUGCAGCGUUUGAAAUCAUUAACCACUGGCUCACUUCCCACUUUUAUUGAUGUUGGUUCAAAUUUCGCAAGUACUGCAAUACUGGAAGAUAACUGGGUUGAUGAAAUUGUCGCAACGAAUCGAAGUAUCGUUAUGCUAGGAGAUGAUACAUGGGUUUCACUCUAUCCAGAACAGUUCAGACGUAAAUAUCAUUUGCCAUCCUUCGAUAUAAAUGAUCUUCACACCGUUGAUCAGAUGAUUUUGAAUAAUCUUUUCGGUGAGCUUGUAAAAUCGGAUUGGACCGUACUGAUAGCGCAUUUUCUUGGCGUUGAUCAUUGUGGACAUAAAUAUGGUCCAAAUCAUCCUGAAAUGUUCAAAAAACUGAAGCAAAUGAAUGAAGUUUUGGCAAAAGUGGUUGAUUCUCUGGAUAAUGAUACUUUAUUGUUGGUAAUGGGCGAUCAUGGAAUGACUGAAAAUGGCGAUCAUGGUGGCGAUGAACCACUAGAAAUCGAUGCUGCUUUAUUUAUGUUUGCCAAAAAGAAGUUAAUUUUUGCAGAACCGCCGAAGUCAGUUUCACAGGUUGACAUUGUGCCAACAAUUAGUCUGUUACUCGACUCGCCCAUUCCAUAUUCAAAUAUUGGAACCCUAAUUGAUUGCACUAUAGUACCGGAACAUCGGGCUCUAGCUAUAAGCAGUAAUGCAGAGCAAAUGAUGCGUUAUGGACGAACUAUUGUGGCAGAAACUCAAUUACCGGAGCUAGAUUCAUUGAUACGAAGUUUCGAAAAUAAUGGAAAUGUAGAAAACUCCAUUGAUUAUAUGCGGCGUUUGCAAGAACUUUUACGUGCUUCAUGGACUGAGUUUAACAAUAGUUUCAUGCGAAUCGGUUUCAUGUCAUUGCUUGAUGCCGUAUUAUCAGUUUACGAUUCGCUUUAUACGGGAAACAUUUCAUUUGCCUCAUUGAUUUUUCGGUCCGGUCUAUUUUUCAUUCAAAUAUCUAUUUUUUUGAUUGGAGAUGAUGAGCAUUAUAUUGCAAUUUUGGAUUUUUUAUUAUCCUUCUCACUGAUUAUUCAACUUGUUCGAGCAGCCAGAACAUUAUUUUCUUUCACAUCAACAAUUUGGGAAAUUGCUAUAUUCUGUAUGACUAUUGUACAUGCAUCAUCUUUCCUUUCCAAUAGCUACAUUGUUUUUGAAUCAUCCGUAAUACGUUUCCUGACGCAAACCGUGGUUACUAUUGCAUUUUGGCAAUCAUUUUCAAAUAGAAAACAUAGUAAUCGUCAUCAUUCGAGAUCAUUUUUAACCGUAUUAGGAGAUCGUUUUAAUUGGCAACGUUCUCUUAUCUUUAUUAUCAUCAUUUUACUUUUACGGCUGGGCAUUUUUUUUGAAAAAUGUCGAGAAGAGCAGAGAGAUGCAUGCGAAGCUACAAUAUUUUCACAGUCAUUUUCGCAUAUUCCGCAUAGCCCCAUAAAAAUAAUGCGUUUUAUGUUCGGUAUCUCAGUACAGAUUCUUGCUACAUACUUGGUGACGAAGCUUUUGCGAAAUUAUCCAAGUGAAAUUUGGACUUCAACAUUAAUUUUUCCAACAGCUGUUGCUUGUAUUACUUCAUGGUUAUCUCUUUGGUUACCCGAAGACACUGUUAGCCAUUUUGUUCGAUUUUCACUUGGUACUGCUCAGAUUGUUUAUGGUUUGUCGUUCAUCAAUUUAUUAAUUGUUUGUUUCCGUGCAGCUUGUAUAGGAAAAUUUUGGAAUCAAAAUAGUUGCACAAUAUCAUACGUAGUGUGUAUAUCAUCUGUCUUGUUUCUGAUCCUGGGUGAUGGUCUAGCAUUCAGUUUUCUUUCGUUAAUUACAGUAAUCUUUCUCAUUCCACUUAUUGUGGAUGAUGAAUAUUACCAAAUAGUAUUUAUUGUUUUUUUAUCAUCGCAUGGAUUCUUUUCUUUAUCACAUCAACCGACAUUCUCAUCAAUUCCUUGGCAAGCUGCCUUCGUGGGUGUUCCCGGUAAUUUUGCCAUUCAAAUAGUACCGGGCACGCUUAUUGUUGCGCAUAUUUUUGCAUCGCAAAUCAUUACAAGCGUUGCAGUACCGAUGCUUGUUGUAAAGCAAAAUUAUCGGCAAUCUGGACUCUCACAUUGGACUUAUAAAUUGAUCUUAUUUCAUUCAUUGAAGGUAAGUUUCAGUUAAUUCCAGUCAGAAUUUUAAAAAACAUCAGAGGUACAAACUUCA